Seriola dumerili (greater amberjack) is the source of this 1341-nucleotide messenger RNA. It is a transcript of the gene pof1b, whose product is annotated as POF1B, actin binding protein. The record is from RefSeq and is a predicted model, not a curated record. Gene Ontology annotation, cellular component: bicellular tight junction; adherens junction; actin filament. Gene Ontology annotation, molecular function: actin filament binding. Bases 1 to 1302 code for a protein of 433 amino acids. Gene Ontology annotation, biological process: bicellular tight junction assembly; actin filament organization; epithelial cell morphogenesis. Lineage: Eukaryota; Metazoa; Chordata; Actinopteri; Carangiformes; Carangidae. The transcript is spliced from 12 exons.
AUGGACACGCGUUACUUCGGCGAGCUGCUGGCCGACGUCUACAGGAAGAACUGCGACAUCCACUCCUGCAUCUCGAGCACGUGUCCAAGAUCCGAGGAAGAGGAGGAGGAGGAGGAGGAGGAGGAGGAGACGGUGGAGGUGGAAGAGGUGGAGAUCGUCAACGUCAUACAGCAGAAGCCGAUAGAAAAGAUCCCCAUCAAGGAGGUGCCCCAGCCGGCGAAGAUGGACACGCGUUACUUCGGCGAGCUGCUGGCCGACGUCUACAGGAAGAACUGCGACAUCCACUCCUGCAUCUCCGAGCACGUGUCCAAGAUCCGUGGACAGAAACACAAGCUGGAUCUCAGUGACUACAAGGUGGAGAGAGAGGAGGUGGAGGCUUUGAUUCCCAAAGGAACCACUGAACUGACCAAACAACAAAUCCGCUACCUGCUGCAGACUCGUCUCACUGCUGAUAAGAGCAUGCGUCUGCUGCUGUCCACCUUCAGCAGUCUGAGAGAGGAGCUCCUCCACAUGUCCGAGGACCUGCGGCGUCUGGAGAGUGAGAAGGAGUCACUGGAGAGAGACCUGAGUUUCAAAGCAGACCAGGCCCGGCAGUAUGACAGCCUCCUGGAGGCCGUGCGAGAAAACAACAGACAGCUCCAGCUGUCUCUGAAGGAAACCUGCACAUCCCAGCGCUCCCUGGAGAGUCAGCUGCUGAGCACCCGAAACACCGACUCCAGCCGUGAGUUCAAGAUCAGAGAGCUGGAGGGAAGGAUGAGAGCGAUGGAGAAGGAGAACGAGCUGCUCCGACAGAAGCUCGCAGGCCAGAGCAGCAGCUCCACCCUGCACAUCAAGACAGAGGAGCUGUCACGUCAGUACAAAGAGCAGCUCAGCUCCAUCAGACAAGAGAAAGACCAGGAGAUACAGAGGCUGAGGACCCAGAUAACACGAGUCCAGACGGAGGUCACCGGUGACAGGUCGUCCUCAGAGAAGAGUCUCCAGCUGAGGAUCUCGGAGCUGCUCGCCACGCUGGAGCAGCGGCAGAGCACCAUCACCCGGCAGGAGGAGGAGAUCAGGAGGCUGAUGCUCGAGAAGAACGAUAGCGCCAAGAACCAAGUCACCAAGACCAUCAUCACCAAGAGGUACAGGAACCAGUACCCCAUCCUUGGCCUGCUCAGCGAUGACUACCAGGCCACUUCACCCGUCAAAGAGGCCAAGACCAUCAUCAUCGAGAAAACUGGAGAGAUGAUCAAACAGUCCAAGAGGCUUCGGCCCGCUCUCCUGGCUACACGGCCUCAGUCCUUUUCAAUGAGAACUGUUUGAGCUGUUAUGGAUCGUGAUUAAAAUCAAUAAUGUGUCUUU